Molecule: messenger RNA, 2153 nt
Organism: Oryctolagus cuniculus (rabbit)
Lineage: Eukaryota; Metazoa; Chordata; Mammalia; Lagomorpha; Leporidae
Source: RefSeq, a predicted model, not a curated record
GGCAUGGAAAGUCAAGACAUAGUGGCAAAAAAAGUUCUGCAUGAAGGAUCUCUGUGAGUAAGAGCCCAGUGGAAAGAAGGAGCCAUCAAAGAAGGAUGUACUUUUCUCUGAAGGAAAGAGAGAACUUCCACUUUGCAUAUGACCCUGCCUAAAUACCGACGGAGUUUGUGGAUUCAAAAGGCUUCCAUAGCCUUGGCAGCUCAUGACAAUUGUCUCAGGUGGUCACUGGUAUCAAAAAUAAGUGUUACUCCUGCCUCAGAAUCAACCCUUGGGACAUUCGGAUCUGACUAAAAGGUCCAUGAGAAUCUCACAGGCAUGGAAAGCCAUGACACGGUGGCAAAAAACAAUAUAAAUGAAAGAUCCUGAUGAACAAGACCGCAGCAGAAGUAUCAGGCCAUCAAGGAGAGAGGCGCCUUUCUCUGAAGGGAGGAAGGAACCUCCACUGUGAUACGGCCUUGACUAAACAAAUUCAGAGUUGGUGAACUCAAGGGGCUUCCAUAGCCUAGACAGCUCAUAGAAAGAGUCUUGGGUGACUGCUGACAUCAUAAACAAGAGUGCCAAUUGUUAAAUCAACAACAGGAGUCACGUAGGAUCUCUGUUCUUAAUGUGUUUAACUAUGAAACUCAAAAACAACACUACUAGUCAAACAAUACCCUAUACCUGGUUCGGUUGUGUGAGUGCAGCCUGUUGAAAUCCCUGCUUAGUAUAUACUAAGUUGAUCUUCAGUAUAUGAAGGCCUUCCACAAAUGUUGGAGAAUAAAUGCAUGAAACUGCACAAAUUACAAAAUCUAUCUAAGCCUGCCUCCUCCUUUAUAAAAUUAUGCUUGACCUCCCUCAGAGGACAGUCACAAUGAUUGAGAGCUAUUUCUGCAAGGGUCAUCAAUACCCAGGGAUCCUAAGUCUGAGCUUAAACCUUUCCAAGUUCAAAAGGAGUUUAGUAGACAGAGAUUCUCACCAACUGAACAUAAGCAAGGACACCAGGCACAGAGAUACAAACUAUUAUAUCAAAUCCAGUCCCUAAAAUGGAAGAAGCCAAAAGCCAUAGUUUAGAGGAAGAUUUCGAAGGACAAGCCACACACACAGGACCCAAAGGAGUAAUAAAUGAUUGGAGAAAGUUUAAAUUAGAGAGUGAAGACAGUGAUUCAGUCCCACCUAGCAAGAAGGAGAUUCUCAGGCAAAUGUCUUCUCCUCAGAGCAAAGAUGACAAGGACGCGAAAGACAGACUGGGGAGGAAGAUGAGCAUUCAAGAAUAUGAACUGAUCCAUCAAGACAAAGAGGACGAAAACUGCCUUCGUAGAUACCGUAGACAGUGUAUGCAGGACAUGCACCAGAAGCUGAGUUUUGGGCCUAGAUAUGGCUUUGUGUAUGAGCUGGAAACGGGGGAGCAAUUCCUGGAAACCAUUGAAAAGGAACAAAAGAUAACCACGAUCGUCGUUCACAUUUACGAAGAUGGCAUAAAGGGCUGCGACGCUCUCAACAGCAGCUUAACUUGCCUUGCAGCAGAGUACCCGAUGGUCAAAUUCUGUAAAAUAAAAGCUUCCAACACAGGCGCUGGGGACCGCUUUUCCUCAGAUGUUCUCCCUACACUGCUCGUCUACAAAGGGGGAGAACUGAUAAGCAAUUUCAUUAGUGUUGCUGAGCAGUUUGCAGAAGAAUUUUUUGCAGGGGAUGUGGAGUCUUUCCUCAAUGAAUAUGGGUUACUACCUGAGAGAGAGAUGCAAGCCCUAGAGCAGACAAAUACGGACGAGGACAUGGAGUAAGGAUUCACUAUGUCAAUAUCUCAUAUUUACCCUGCACACACUGAAUGCUGAUUUCAGUAGUAUCCAUAUUCCUUUAGAGAACACCAAGUAUGGCCAUGCCUGCUCUAAUUCAGAAAAUAACACUAGUGACACUAAAAUUGUGUUAUUAGCAUUUCUUAGCAUUAGUUUAUUAAACUAAUACAAUGUUUUACUACAAAAAUAUUUUAGUCUUCAGUGAUUAUUGUCUUUGUUAGCAGACAUGGAUAAUAUUGUGACAUUCUUAAAAAACUCCUUCAAAUUAUGUGUUGGCUUUUUUAUUCUUUUUUUCUUCAAGAUUAUUAUUAUAUGUACAUUUUAAAUUACAUUAUUAAUUUUGCUUGCAUAGUAACAAUAAAAUCUCAUGAGGAAAUAAAA